CUUUUCAGGUUGAUGGAUAACUACACAUUUAACAGCCUCACCCUCCAGAUCGAGAGACUGAAGGUCUCAAAAGACUCAGUUUUCACUGUCUUUCUCUUUCUCUCCUACAUUUUUAUAAUGCUUUUGAAUGUUGGCAUUGCUGUUCUGAUUCUCAUUGACAAGAACCUUCACCAGCCCAUGUAUCUCCUUUUCUGCAACUUGCCCUUUAACGACAUCCUUGGAAAUUCUAUUUUGAUGCCCCGUUUGCUUUUAGACAUGAUGAAGCCUUCCUCUGAGCUCUUCAUCAGUUAUUAUGAAUGUGUGGUCCAAGCUUUCAUCUCACACAUGUUUGGUACCGCUGCUCAAACUGUGCUCAUGAUUAUGGCCUUUGACAGAUAUGUGGCCAUCUGUUAUCCUCUGCGCUAUGCUGCCAUAAUGACCAACAAAAUGGUGAUGAAGCUGACGGCGUCUGCCUGGGGAGUGGCGCUUGUUUUGGUGGGGAUUCUACUCGGUCUGACCAUACGACUGAACCGAUGUAGGACUUUGAUUGAAAGCCCUUACUGUGACAAUGCCUCACUGUUUAAACUCUCCUGUGAUAGCGUGUUGAUUAAUAAUGUCUAUGGCCUCACUUUUACAGUCGUCCUGUUCACAUGUUCCAUCGGCAGCAUGGUCAUCACUUAUACAAAGAUUACAGUCGUCUGUCUCACCAGUAAUAGCAAGUCUUUGAACAGUAAAGCCUUAAAAACCUGCAGCACUCAUCUGGUUGUGUAUCUGAUCAUGCUGAUCAGUGGGUUUACUGUCAUAAUUCUGCAUCGCUUCCCUCAGUACUCAGACUACAGGAAACUUUCUGCCAUUCUGUUUCAUAUCAUCCCUGGCAGCCUCAACCCCAUUAUUUAUGGCGUGCAGUCUGCAGAAAUCUGCAAAUCCUUGUCAAAAUUGUUUAGAUCCAAACCAGUUAUGCCGUUAUUCUGA
This is a messenger RNA of Pseudoliparis swirei, 951 nucleotides long. RefSeq names its product olfactory receptor 52N5-like. Gene Ontology annotation, biological process: G protein-coupled receptor signaling pathway. Bases 13 to 951 code for a protein of 312 amino acids. Gene Ontology annotation, cellular component: membrane. Lineage: Eukaryota; Metazoa; Chordata; Actinopteri; Perciformes; Liparidae. The record is from RefSeq and is a predicted model, not a curated record. Gene Ontology annotation, molecular function: olfactory receptor activity; G protein-coupled receptor activity. The transcript has a single exon.